CACUUGGGGUUAUCCCAGGCUCGUGGGUGGGGGUGGGGGGACUCCUCCCUUUACUUCCCUCCGCCCCCUUGCACACCCACCCCCAGGCUUCCCGUGUCCCUUGUUCUCCCCCUCUUCGGGUUAGAGAUAGGUGGGUGGCUUUGAGUGGGCGGAGGACUUCAGGGUUUUAGGGGCUCCCGCAUUCUAGGGCAUGCCUCUUGCCCUCUUCCUUGGCCUAUGUUGACUGAGGUGUGUUCUCGUGGUGUACAAAAAUCUGUACGAUGGUUGGUGGCAUUGGUCCUUAAUCCUUUGGGUCUGUUUUAAGAUUAAUUAAAAGAAGAAUGAACUAUAAUCCUUGAAGAUAACUGGGCAGUUUUUUAAGUCGGAGGCUCUUCUCACUGGUUUGAGGAUUUACACACGUCUUCGGUUUUCCAGCACAGACCAGCAGACCAUCAUUUUUAGAGGAAAUACUCCCUCUGCCCUCCUUUUCGGUUUCCUUGGUGGUAAAGAUUAAAUUUGGUUGCAUCAUUUUGAGUUGUGUUUGAGUCUAGAUUUUAUGGCCCAAGGAAUGGCAUAAACUUUUCAUGUGUUUUGCUUAAAACAAACCAAACCAUUGCAUUGAUCCUGGACAUCUUUAAUUGAGAAAUUGGUAACUUUAUUUUAAUAUGUAUAUCUGAAGAAUUCAAGAAAACAAAGGCAUUCUCAGAGGUGUGCCUCUUUAUUGUUAGAGGCAAAACGAACAGUUAUAUAGGACUUGCAGUGAAAUUAUACCAGAUUAUAUAAGGAGAACCAAAACUAAGUCGCAAAAUUUAUUUAUUUAAGGGAAUCUCUCUUUGAAAAGUUUCUUUGAGAGUAAGUUACUAUAAGCAUUUGUAUACAUUCAUUUCCUCUUUUUCAAAUAAGCAACUAAAUAGAAAUGCUAAUCUCAGAUUUAAUUAUUUAACAGAAGAGUAUAGGAUGGAAAACCUCCGGACAAAUUUCUCCUUGGUUCAGGGCUCAAAUAAAAAACUGAAUGGGAUGGGAGAUGAUGGCAGCCCCCCAGCGAAAAAAAUGGUAACAGACAUUAAUGCAAAUGGAAAAAUGAUAAACAAGGUGCCAACAGUUAAGAAGGAACACUUGGAUGACUAUGGAGAAGCGCCAGUGGAAACUGAUGGAGAGCAUGUCAAGCGAACCUGUGCUUCUGUUCCUGAAACUUUACAUUUAAAUCCCAGUUUGAAACACACACUGGCACAAUUCCAUUUAAGUAGUCAGAGCUCACUGGGUGGACCAGCAGCAUUUUCUGCUCGGCAUUCCCAAGAAAGCAUGUCGCCUACUGUAUUUCUGCCUCUUCCAUCACCUCAGGUUCUUCCUGGCCCAUUGCUCAUCCCUUCCGAUAGCUCCACAGAACUCACUCAGACUGUAUUGGAAGGGGAAUCUAUUUCUUGUUUUCAAGUUGGAGGAGAAAAGAGACUCUGUUUGCCCCAAGUCUUAAAUUCUGUUCUCCGAGAAUUUACACUCCAGCAAAUAAAUACAGUGUGUGAUGAAUUGUACAUAUAUUGUUCAAGGUGUACUUCAGACCAGCUUCAUAUCUUAAAGGUACUGGGCAUACUUCCAUUCAAUGCCCCAUCCUGUGGGCUGAUUACAUUAACUGAUGCACAAAGAUUAUGUAAUGCUUUAUUGCGGCCACGAACUUUUCCUCAAAAUGGUAGUGUACUUCCUGCUAAAAACUCAUUGGCCCAGUUAAAGGAAACUGGCAGUGCCUUUGAAGUGGAACAUGAAUGCCUGGGUAAAUGUCAGGGUCUGUUUGCACCCCAGUUUUAUGUUCAGCCUGAUGCUCCAUGUAUUCAGUGUCUGGAGUGUUGUGGAAUGUUUGCACCCCAGACGUUUGUGAUGCAUUCUCACAGAUCACCUGACAAAAGAACUUGCCACUGGGGCUUUGAAUCAGCUAAAUGGCAUUGCUAUCUUCAUGUGAACCAAAAAUACUUAGGAACACCUGAAGAAAAGAAACUGAAGAUAAUUUUAGAAGAAAUGAAGGAGAAGUUUAGCAUGAGAAGUGGAAAGAGAAAUCAAUCCAAGACAGAUGCACCAUCAGGAAUGGAAUUACAGUCGUGGUAUCCUGUUAUAAAGCAGGAAGGUGACCAUGUUUCUCAGACACAUUCAUUUUUACACCCCAGCUACUACUUAUACAUGUGUGAUAAAGUGGUUGCCCCAAAUGUGUCGCUUACUUCUGCUGUAUCCCAGUCUAAAGAGCUCACAAAGACAGAGUCAAGUAAGUCCAUAUCAAGACAGUCAGAGAAGCCUCACAGUAGUUGUAAACUUCAAAAAACAGUGUCUUAUCCAGAUGUCUCACUUGAGGAACAGGAGAAAAUGGAUUUAAAAACAAGUAGAGAAUUAUGUAGCCGUUUAGAUGCAUCAAUCUCAAAUAAUUCUACAAGUAAAAGGAAAUCUGAGUCUGCCACUUGCAAAUUAGUCAGAGACAUAAACCAAGUGGGAAUUGGCCUUGUUGCUGCUGCUUCAUCUCCUCUUCUUGUGAAAGAUGUCAUUUGUGAGGAUGAUAAGGGAAAAAUCAUGGAAGAUGUAAUGAGAACUUAUUUAAAACAACAGGAAAAACUAAACUUGAUUUUGCAAAAGAAGCAACAACUUCAGAUGGAAGUAAAAAUGUUGAGUAGUUCAAAAUCUAUGAAGGAACUCACUGAAGAACAGCAGAAUUUACAGAAAGAACUUGAAUCUUUGCAGAAUGAACAUGCUCAAAGAAUGGAAGAAUUUUAUGUUGAACAGAAAGACUUAGAGAAAAAAUUGGAGCAGAUAAUGAAGCAAAAAUGUACCUGUGACUCAAAUUUAGAAAAAGACAAAGAGGCUGAAUAUGCAGGACAGUUGGCAGAACUGAGACAGAGAUUGGACCAUGCUGAGGCCGAUAGGCAAGAACUCCAAGAUGAACUCAGACAGGAACGGGAAGCAAGACAGAAGUUAGAGAUGAUGAUAAAAGAGCUAAAGCUGCAAAUUCUGAAAUCAUCAAAGACUGCUAAAGAAUAGAAACUGUUAAAGAGAUUGAUCUGUGUAUUAUUGACAAGUUUUUUUUUGUUUGUUGCUUGCUUUGGUAAUUGAAUUCUGAAGAACUUAUCUGCAUGAAGAUAACUAGGCAUUCUAUCCAUUUGUAGAUCAGAGAAAGUGAAGAGAUUAUAUAUUAGUACUUAAAUUUUUACAUUUUCCAAAUGAAUGAAAAUGUAUGUUUCUUUGUACUUUUUUUAAAAAACCAGCUUAGUAACAAUACCAUAUGGUUUCAACUAGUAGGUAAUCUGCUUAUAUUUCUAAUGCAAACUUAACAAUUGUGUACUUUUUAAAAAGCUGCAGUAUGUGAUGGAAAAUAACUGUGGUCAAUUUUGUUAUCCAUAUUUCAGACUCAAUUUUAGAUACAAUGUGGCUUUAUAUUUUAAGUAUAUAGAGCUACUCAAGGAGUUGAAUCUCCCCUUUUCUCAUUAACAUGAUUUUUCUAAGUUGAUACAGUAUACUCAUUAACAUACAUCAAAUUUACUUUUACUUGGUUCAGAUUGUGGAAUGAAUUUCCACCAGUUCUCUUCUUUUUAAUGUGUAUCCUAGGAGAAAUUUUAUUGAGGUUAUAGCAUACCCCAUGAGCACAGUGGGGAAGAAUAAUGUGUUAUUAUGCACUGCUGCUAAACAGAAGAAGCAGUUGUAGUUUGUUUUUCAGUUUAAAUGUGGUUAUAUUUAGAUUUUUUUUUAAGCAGCAACUUUUCAAAAAUAAAAUAAUAAUUUCUGAA
Cercocebus atys (sooty mangabey) is the source of this 3734-nucleotide messenger RNA. It is a transcript of the gene SKIL, whose product is annotated as SKI-like proto-oncogene. The transcript has 7 exons. The record is from RefSeq and is a predicted model, not a curated record. Gene Ontology annotation, biological process: negative regulation of BMP signaling pathway. Gene Ontology annotation, cellular component: nucleus. Lineage: Eukaryota; Metazoa; Chordata; Mammalia; Primates; Cercopithecidae. Bases 937 to 2991 code for a protein of 684 amino acids. Gene Ontology annotation, molecular function: RNA polymerase II cis-regulatory region sequence-specific DNA binding; DNA-binding transcription factor activity, RNA polymerase II-specific; SMAD binding.